Messenger RNA from Cladocopium goreaui, 2865 nucleotides. NCBI's taxonomy places the organism in Eukaryota, Dinophyceae, Suessiales, Symbiodiniaceae. The record is from the annotation of a GenBank genome assembly.
AUGUUGGGAUCGGUGUUUUUCAAUGACAUCACGGGUAACAAGCGAACAGUCAAGUCAAAGGUGUACGAUCAAACCGCAUUGAUAGCAGAUGCAUCACAUGAUGGGGAAGAUUCAGAACCCGUCUUCAAUGCCGAAGAUGCGAUGAACGAGGAAGAGGUUCUUGAGAUGCUUCUUCAAGAAGGCGACAGUGAUGCCCUGCUAGUCCAUGACUUUGAAAGUGCCCUCAGUGAGACUGUACAGGAGGAUCCCGAACUUGCCAGUGCCUAUUCAGCCUAUCAAAUAGCCCGACAUAAGCUGAAUGAGAAGGCCCGAAACAGAGGUUUCUUUCCAAGCCGACCGUUCCAGCCUUCCCAGUCCAAAGGAAAGGGAUUUGGCUCGCGAAACUCGUUCAAGGGCAAGGGCUUUUCCAGUUUCAACAGACCAAGAAGGUCGCUCCAGGAUCGGAUUUUGUCAAGCAACUGUAGGGCCUGUGGCCAAAAGGGUCACUGGAAAGCAGAGUGCCCGCUGCGCCAGAACCAGCAGAAUGCAGGUUCCGCCAGUUCCCAAGCUCCAACAGGUACAGUAGUGACCGAGUCCAGCCUUGAGACGAUGGAUAGUUUGCCUCUAGAGUUUUUGCAGCUGCCCAGAUCCGAUGAAGCCGCAAUCGAUGAAGCCACUUUGACUUCAAUUCUCAUGCAGCGGUUGGUGAUAGCCCGGCCCAAGCCCAACAUACGUCCGAUUGUGUCAAAACCGAACACCAAGACCCGAAAAGCCAUGUCCCUGAGUCAGCGCUUGAAGGGUUUGCAGAUGAAGUCCGAACCAAACCCAUCCGAUGUAGCUCAUCUGAGCAUCCAAGACCUCGAGAACGAGAUGGUGGACUUCGGGAAGAAAAACUGCGGCCGCAGCUACAUGGAGGUGUGGAACACCGACCAAGAAUGGGUAGCAUUCAUGGCAGACCGCUACAGCAAGAGCCACAAUCCAGCCCACCGGAAGUUCCUUCGAUUCGUGGAACUCAUGGUUCAACAUCACGAGGAGCAACAGAUGCCUGUGGUGGUCCAGACGGGCCUAGGAUCGACCGAGGGUUCUGGCCGUGUCGUCAACCCACCAAGGGCCAAGGCCAACGUGAAGUUCCAGCCCAAGGCAAAGGCGGGUGUGGCUCCGAAUUCUGGCUACCAGGAGCCAACCCAUUUUCCGUUGUUGAACGAAGAACUGCAAGAGGAGAUCGAGAUGUACAACUCACUGACUAUGGUACCAUCUCCCCUGAGCCAAAGCCCGGAAUUCAGUGCCAUGCAGGAGCGCCUGCUGAAUCUCGAGAAUGCUCUGACCAAAGUGGUCAAUCACCUGGAAACCCAGGCCAUGGAGCAAGCGAGCCAGAACCAGGGAUUGAAGGUAGACAGAAGUUGUUCCAUUGGAUUGUUCAGCAUCGGCCCCAACACCUAUGGUAUAGCCCAACAUGUGGUCCCUGGUCAUCCUGGAGUCAUGUCCCAGUCUCCAUUUCAAAGGCCAUUUAGAUGGGCCGUGGGAGCAUGGUGUCAGGUUGCAGAAACAUUGCCAGCCUUCGGACAGCGUUCAGUCCGAUCAGUGUUCCGAAAGCCGAGCCAGAAUCAGGAAAAGUUUCCAAAAUCCGCCUUGAGCAGUCCUGAGCCUCUUCAAGACAAGGAGGAGAAACGACGCCGACUCACGGGAAAACAGUCAACUCGACCACAUUUAGAGGAAUAUCAAAGUUGCCUUCAGAAGAUCCAUCAAAUAACCCCCAGAGUUGGAAAGUAUCAAAUCACAGAAAACCAUAUUUUAUCAGACUUGCAAAGAUUAUUCUCUGACAAACGGAUUGUGACAGCCGUAGCUUGUCGUGGCACUGAUCGCACUCUGGCACCACCGGCUGGGACGAUGCCCAGCAUGGCUCCAUACCGAAAAUCCCUGAUGAUCAUUCGAUCCACAGCGGCGGUGAAGUUUGAGACUCAUUGGGAAAAGUGGCCUGAACUUUCGAACCGUCAGCUAAUACGUCCUGCCCACAGUUGUCGUUUGAAUGUGACCAUGUUUGCCAAAGAUCUAGAGCCAACAAGCACCGAAGAGUCUCAGAGAUCAGACAGCGUAUCGCCGAGCAUCACUGUAGAUAGCCCGCCUCAAUCUGAAAGCACCACGAAGGAUGACGAAGAUCGUCCUGCGGAACCAACCAUCUCACUGGCUCCAGACUUGUCUCCAAGCCAUCCAUCGGAACAAGUCAGCCAAAGCACCAGCGUUUUGAGGUUGCCGAAGUGGGAACGCCAGAAACUCAUGCAGAUCCAUAAGAAUCUAGGCCAUCCUACCAAUGAAAGACUUGCCAAGGCCCUUCGAAAUGCUGGACAACGUCCAGAGAUGGUUCAGGAGCCUGACCAAUUGCAACCAAAAGGGUUUCGACACCUAUUGCAGCUUCGCGAGUCAGCAAGAAAGGCAUUCCACAUCGCUGACAACAGAAUCCCAGAAGAUGGCGUCCUACCUGAGGACAUUACCAGCUUGCAACAACAAAUAUCACGCAUGAGUCAAGACCUACCAACCAUCCCCGAAGGAGAAGAGAUCAACAUUCCUAAUGAACCUGAUAGUCCCUAUAGCCCCUCCAUAGCCAGUGAUCGCCGUGAAAGCGACCCAAGUCUCUCAAGUCCCAUGAGACAGCCUGACCAAGAACCAGAGAUCGAGAGUCGCCAGGUGUCACAAGCCCUGGAUGAAUCAAAUGCCACCAAUGAUCCGGAAAAUCACGAUUUCCAACUUCUCUGUGUAGAGGAAGCAGAUGCACUCGGCACCACCGAAUCUCAGGAUCUUGCUUGGAGAUGCGAGUUUGAUGUAACACUUAGAACAAAAGUACGCUUUUGGGUCAAAAAGCUCAACUGCCUUUACCUUUACAGGGAUUGA